AUGGAGAGUCUCUUAACUAAACGUCGUCCUUCAAUAGUUCCAGGUUAUUUACCUGAUUCAUCAGAUACCCAGACACUAUCAGUUGGUACACCUAACGAAAAUAAAAAUGCUGAUGUUCAUUCAAAAUUUAUUUCAUCAUCAUCAUCAUCAUCAUUCGUUACUUCUUUACCAUCAAUAACAAAUUAUGAAACAAAACCAUAUUAUACAUUGAAAAAAUUUCAUUAUGAAAACGCAUCAUCUGGUCGAGCAUCACCAACACCAAUGUCUAUAGCACAUACAUAUGGUAUAUGUGUAUUAAAUACAGAAGCUGAAGAAAUUAUAGUUUGCGAUCAUUAUAAUAAUCGUUUACUUAUGUUUGAUUCGAAUGCCAAUGGAAAUCUAUUACAAAUAUUUCGUGGUGAUUUAGCAACACCUGAAUGUGUUACACCACGGCCAAAUUAUCCACAACAAAUUUAUGUUACAAAAGCACAUUCAUUAUCAUUAUAUGAUUUAGAAAAAAAAAUGAUUAUACAAAAAUUAGGUACUGAAGAAAGUGGUCAUGCUAAUAAUCGAUUUAAUUCACCUAGUGGAAUUGCUGUUGAUCCAUCGAACGGAGAGAUUUAUAUGUGUGAUACAUGGAAUCAUCGAAUUUGUGUUUUUUCACCGGAUUUUCGUUAUGUUAAUCGUCGCUGGUAUUUAACACGAUAUCAACAAAUACAACAUAAAGUUAAACCAAAUUUUAUUGCUAUCAAUGGACAUAAUCAAUGUGUUGUUACAUGCGAUGAUGCACCGAAUUAUCAUGGUGCUGUUUAUUUAUUUGAUAAAAUGGGUUAUAUACAAAAAAUAUAUGAUCAUGAACCACGAAAUCAUGUCAAUGUUGAAACUACAUUACAUGUUCCACAUGGUAUAUUACUUGACGAAGAAGGAAAUUGGUUAACAGUUUGUUAUUCUGAUCCUGAAUCACGUUUAGUUGAAAGACGAGUAAAACCUCAUCAAAAUGAAGAACAUGAAUUAAUUACUUAUUGGUGUUGUAAAGAUUUACAAGGACCAAGUGCUUUAGCAAUGAAACGUGAUCAUACACUGAUUAUUGGCGAUCGAGAUGAAAAUUCUUUACAUUUUUUUAAACAACAUUCAACAAAAAAAUAA
Adineta steineri is the source of this 1125-nucleotide messenger RNA. Lineage: Eukaryota; Metazoa; Rotifera; Eurotatoria; Adinetida; Adinetidae. The record is from the annotation of a GenBank genome assembly.